AUGGGUUUGAAUAUGGCAAUAAAUCUGGAUGUACAUGACCUCUUAGUCUUGGGGGAUUCCGACUUGCUCAUUCGACAAGCUCGAGGCGAAUGGGAAACUCGAGACAUUAAGCUCAUACCGUACAAACAAUCUUUAGAAGAUCUCAUCAAAAAGUUCAAGUCCAUUAAAUUUAGAUAUAUUCCAAGGUUUCAGAAUGAGUUGGCUGAUGCGUUGGCCACCAUAGCAUCGAUACUUCCAUACCCAGGUAAUACCUACAUUGACCCGUUGGAAAUCCAAGUAAAGGAUCAACAUGGUUAUUGCAAUAUGAUUGCGGUAGAGGCAGAUGGUGAGACUUGGUAUCACGACAUCAAACAGUUUAUAAAAGCUAGAGAAUAUCCACUGCAUGCUGAUAGAGAUCAAAAAAGAACUAUGAGGCGACUCGCCAAUGGGUUCCUCUUAAGUGGCGAUAUCUUAUAUAAAAGGAAUCCGGAUUUGAAUUUAUUACGAUGUGUGAAUAAUCAAGAGGCAGAAACAAUUAUGAAUGAGGUACACUCAGGGGUAUGUGGCCCACACAUGAAUGGUUACGUCCUAGCAAAAAAGAUUAUUCGGGCAGGAUACUAUUGGUUGACCACGGAGCGAGAUUGCAUCCAAUUUGUUCGCAAGUGCCAUUAG
This is a messenger RNA of Solanum pennellii, 651 nucleotides long. RefSeq lists its product as uncharacterized. NCBI's taxonomy places the organism in Eukaryota, Viridiplantae, Streptophyta, Magnoliopsida, Solanales, Solanaceae. Gene Ontology annotation, molecular function: nucleic acid binding; RNA-DNA hybrid ribonuclease activity. The transcript has a single exon. The record is from RefSeq and is a predicted model, not a curated record. The coding region runs from base 1 to 651 and encodes 216 amino acids.